Solanum verrucosum is the source of this 972-nucleotide messenger RNA. RefSeq lists its product as uncharacterized. The record is from RefSeq and is a predicted model, not a curated record. Lineage: Eukaryota; Viridiplantae; Streptophyta; Magnoliopsida; Solanales; Solanaceae. The transcript has 7 exons. Bases 80 to 814 code for a protein of 244 amino acids.
AGAAUUGUAAAUUCGGAGAUUGCACUGGAUAAGUCUUAUCAUUAGACUGCUCUUCUCUGUUGCCAAACAUUCCGAUCAGAUGACAAUUACCAUGUACACCCCUGCGCAUGUUACCACCAGCAUCUUAAAUUCCCGGCUCCUCCGCUCUCCGCCACGACAAACAUUGUCGCCGGCGAGAUAUCACCGCAAUUUUAGCUUAACUUGCGCGUUAUUACCGGAGACAAGGCGGGAAAGCAGACGAUUGGUCAACAUAGCCCUUGGAGUCUUGCUUCAAUGGCUAGCUCUACCUAAAGAUGCAGUAGGAGCUAGCCCUUUUGACAAGUAUGUGAAAAGGAAACAGCUUGAUCCACUGGAGGCUUAUGUACCAGCUGUGCUGCUAGCUGGGGUGCAGAUUAAGGAAUUAGAGAAAUCUUUGGAGGUUGAUCAACCUAAAUAUGGAGAUUGCCGGAAUAUAUUGCGUUCUGGUCCUGCAUCAUCUCUUCGUGUCAAUAUUCGAGCAGUAGCACAAUACGCAGCUGAUGGUGGCAAUGGUAAAUCAGCUUUCAGUGAUGUUGAUCAGUGUCUGAGUGCAUUGGAAGGACUUGACUCGUUGCUUUUGCGUGCAUCAAGAAAGGAUCCAGGGGCCUCAAUUGACUCAAUGAAGGCACAAAUUGUUACUGCCUUAAAUGCAUUGGACAGUCUUCUUAAAACCGUCCCAGCUGAUGUGCUUGAAAAGGGAAAGUCUGUAGCUGAUUCAUAUUUUUUUGCUGGUGAGGAAGACGUAGCACCUGAGAGACUGGACCCUGAGCUGAAGCAACUGGAAUCUAUACUGUAAAUACGAAAGCCUCUUUCUUGAUCAGGUAAAUGUUUUUGUAUUGCUCAUGAGUUGAUGGGCAGAGAUGGGGUUGUUCUUUAGUCUCUUAAUUGAUGCAGGUCAUUCAAAGUAUGUAAUUAGUUUUGUUUUAUAUCUCUAUUGAAUAACGUCCAAUACAC